This is a messenger RNA of Argiope bruennichi, 379 nucleotides long. Its product is annotated as pigment-dispersing hormone type 1-like. The transcript has 3 exons. Lineage: Eukaryota; Metazoa; Arthropoda; Arachnida; Araneae; Araneidae. Bases 73 to 348 code for a protein of 91 amino acids. The record is from RefSeq and is a predicted model, not a curated record.
UGCGGUGUAUUAAAUAGAAAGGGAAUUUUUCUCCUUUGUUGGAUAAAAGUGACCUGUGAUAAACCGUUCGCUAUGAUUUCCACUAAAGUUUGCUCAGCCUGGAUGAAAGUAGUUUUAACCGUUGGCAUCAUUUGUGUUCUUUUGGCGAUGGUUGGAUGUUGCGAGAAUGCAACAGAAAGUGCUACCCCUCUUGGAGUGUUCACGCACCAUUCCAUGCUCAAUGGGUGCAUCACCGACAUUGUUAGAGCUAUAUGCAACGCCUUGAAGCCUUCUCCCAUAAAACGCAACACUGAACUCAUAAACAGCAUCCUUGGUCUUCCAAGAGUUUUACAAGAAGCAGGAAGAUAAGUGUCCCACCUACUCAGUUCCUUCCAAAAAU